This is a messenger RNA of Phytophthora nicotianae INRA-310, 361 nucleotides long. RefSeq lists its product as hypothetical. Lineage: Eukaryota; Oomycota; Peronosporomycetes; Peronosporales; Peronosporaceae. The coding region runs from base 1 to 339 and encodes 112 amino acids. The record is from RefSeq and is a predicted model, not a curated record. The transcript has a single exon.
AUGAAGCUAUUUGCGUGGUAUGUUCAACGCCCAUAUGAAAAGUCAGGAGCUUGUGUCGUUCUUGAGGGGGAGGAAGGUUGCGGUAAGAAUAUUGCGUUUGAGAUUCUGAAAAAUCAUGUCAUCGGGACUCGCUACUGUCUCGAGACGCCAAAGAUGAAAAUUCUGACUGGUCGCUUCAACUCGGCACGCGAGCAUAAGAUAUUGACCGUUUUGAACGAAGCAGCCAAUGUCAAGCAAUCCUCACAUGAAGACCAAGACGAACUUAAAGACUGUAUCACCGAGUCGACUUGUAUGAUUGAGAAAAAAAGGCAUCGAUCCUUAUCGAGUCAGGGACUGUAAUAAUCUCUUUAUUGCAUCCAAC